Molecule: messenger RNA, 852 nt
Organism: Naegleria gruberi
Lineage: Eukaryota; Heterolobosea; Eutetramitea; Acrasida; Naegleriidae
Exons: 2
Coding region: 1-852 (283 amino acids)
Molecular function (GO): hydrolase activity
Source: RefSeq, a predicted model, not a curated record
AUGAAUGAAAACGAAAGCAGUUUUUACUAUCAAAAGAAUCAUCACACAUCAUCAGUGGAAGUAGUAGGAGGAGGAGAAUCAACAUCUCCAAUCGAAGAGGAAAUUACAACACUACAAGUUCCACAACGAUCCAUAAAACAUCAUUCAAAUCUUCCAAUUCAACCCAUGAAGUUUGUACUCAUUUCCGAUACACAUUGUAUGCAUGAAAUGGUUGAUCUGCCUGCAGGUGAUGUUCUACUGCAUUGUGGUGACUUUACCAAUACUGGAUUAUUCACAGAAGUUGACACGUUUUUUGAAUAUUUAAUUAAACAAUGUGAUGGAGUAUUUAAAUAUAUUAUCAUGAUUGUGGGAAAUCAUGAAUGGUCACCUGAUAUUAUUGUCUAUCCACGAUUUCAAAAGUAUUUCCGAGAGGAAAAAUCCAAAUCCACUCUCAAAUCACAAUAUUAUUUACUGUUGGACGAAAGUGUGACGAUUGUGGACGAUAAUAAUCAUUCUAUCAAGAUUCAUGGAGUGAGAUAUAGAGGAAAUUGGGCACCACCUUUGUUUUGUAAAAAGACAUCGUUUAAUAUUCCGAAUGAUAUUGACAUUCUAAUGACACACUUUCCAUGUUGUAAAUUCAAUAUGGAUAGAACAUCAAAUGGAUCAUCGAGAGGAUCUGAAGAGUUGACCACAUUGUUGGACUCGAAUCAUUUCACAAAUUUAAAGGUACACUGUUUUGGUCAUAAUCACUGUCCAAAAGCAAGAGGAUUUGCCUAUGAGAAGGAGAGUGACAGAAUGUAUAUUAAUGCAAUUUCUGUUAUUGGCAAUAAGGAAGACAAACUAAUUGGAAAACCUUUUGUUUUUGAAUUUUAA